AAUACAGUGCGUUGAUUGGCUGAGAAGGUCUUUGCGGCUGUCACGCGUGUCACAAAAAUACUCCGCGCUUGUGAUGACGGUUGAAUCAGACUCGAUCACUUCGCCGCAGUUACGGGUCUGUCUUAGCAGUCGGUCAGUAAUGGAAAAGUUCGCUGAGUUUGUCUCGUCCAUCGGCCAAAGCGCGCGCUCGCCAUCCUACAUGCAACCGAAUGCCCCGAUUCCUCGGGCAACGGCAGCGCCAAACUCUCCUCCAGCUAACUACGUGAGUUGUGAUAUGGCCCGGCAACACGGUACACUCUCCAUGAGCACUCAGUCCCAAGCUGGGAAAUUUUCGCCUCCCGUCGGAGGUUCUACCCAACUUUCUCCCAGUCCUCAGUCUUGUAUGGAGAUGGAAAACGAAAAUAACGAGUCUUCUUCCAAACGUAAAAAGCGUCGAAAUAGAACCACGUUUACUUCAUUUCAACUCGAAGAGAUGGAGCGGAUUUUUCAGAAAACGCACUACCCCGAUGUUUACACGCGCGAACAACUGGCACUGCGCUGCGAUUUGACGGAAGCUAGAGUUCAGGUUUGGUUCCAGAAUCGUAGAGCCAAAUGGCGUAAGCGUGAACGCUUUGCCCCAGUCCCCGUCCCAGUACGGUCACUCACCAUGGGACCCAUUUACGAUCGACAUCCUCAGGCCCCAGCUUGGUCUCGUCCAUCUAACAGCUGUAUGAACCCGACAGGGCAUGGGGCGGGUCCAAUGCCUCAUCACAUGUCUGUACCAAGUUAUGCGCCUGUUGUUCACGUGCAUCAUCCGUUACCACCAAACAGGCAUUCUCCGCGGUCGCCUUCACCGGAGUCUCCUCCCCACUGCGCUAAAGUGGGUGCCAUGACAACGUCAACUUCGGGAAUGAAAAGAUCCCCAAUUGCACAUCCCAACGUCACCAUUUCACAACACGGCCCUUCCAAGCAACUACCACCUUGCGCACAUGCUCCACAGCAACGCGCAAGUCACUCUCCUGGUGACGGUUGCCAUGGCUCGCCCGGCUCUAUGACGUCACAAUCUUAUUGCGAGGAACGCGAGCCCGCGUUACAGAGUCCUCAGCGUCACAGCUCGAGUAUUGCCGCUUUAAGGAUGAAAGCCAAAGAACAUGCUGUAGGAGUGGAUAUGGGAAGAACACUGAAUGGAAGAGCAGAAAACUCUCUCAUUCCCUAUGUCACUGCAUUGUCAUAGACACCGUUGUCAUAGAGACGUACCGUGAUGGCCACUUGUCCUGGUCGUCUGCCGCUGAUGAACGCUGGGUAUGAAGUUUGCUGAAAAGACACGGGAGUUUUAAAAAAUAUAUAAUUUUUUUAAUCUUAACCAUGUCCUUUCACUCUGACGGGAAUCAUUCACUGGAAAAAAUAUUUGUUAAAGAAGAGAAAAUAUUCUGUUGAAUUAGAAUUUGUUGGCAAAAGUGGGGAUAAAGAUAAGAAACAAGUAUCGACUGUGUGGAGCGAUGUCAGUGUCUUACUUACUGCGCCCCUAACUCUCUCUUAACUCAACAAAAAUCAACUGAAAGCAAGUUAGGGUUAAUGUUGUGUUAGGGGAGGGGAAGGUGCGAAGUUGUUCAGAUACUGAAAUUGAUUCAACUCUUUCAGGGCGUACAUUUUGGAAGUGUGUCAUUUCUUGGCUGCCGUUAUUGUUUUGACAAUCUCCAAGGGGUAUAUCCUUGGGGUAAAAGUGCCAUAACUGUUUGUUAAUGGUAGAAGCAAUCACACAACGUCGUGCGUUCCAAAUGUCGUUCAGCAGCAAAUUGGCUGGCUUGUUUCCAGUUUAACGUAGCGAAUCUCCUCUUAACAAAUCUAUUCAUUCCGCUGUUAACAAAAAGCUUGUUCCAUUAGUGGACGUUUCCUUUAAAAUAAUGGGCUUGUUGUUUUAGGUGUGGGUAGAGUAUUAGUUUAGAGAAAAAAAAGAGGGAACAAAGCUGUUUGAGUAAGAGGUGAGAGAAGGGGCGGGUAUUUGGUGAAUUGCUUUGAUAUGUUCUCAUAAAAAAGUCGAUUUCCUCGGUUUUCACGCUAUGAUACAAUUUAUAACUGUCCUUCCUUAUUGUCUAAGACUUGGCAUUUGCUUGUUCAAAGUAUGUUCUAAAUAAGCGAUAAAAUGGGUCAUGUAAUUUAGCUUAACUUGUUCAUGUCUCGCCUCUGCUCGUAGCAUUCUGAACGGAAUUAGAGAUUAUUAUUGUAUCAAUUGCUUUCUUGAUGUACAAAUUGUGGCUGAUAUUAGGUGGUAAAUUUAUGUUUUUAAGCCUAGAAGUAUAAAGAGACGACUUGUUUAAGAUAUGAUGAAGAUAGUAUAAAAUUUGCUUUUUUAAACGUGGGUAUAAUAUUCAUUGUUAGUUUGUGGCAAAGAAGACGCUCUUAAGUUUAAUAUAAUCAAAGAUUACGGUAACCAUUAAGGUGCCUCCACUUCCAUCAAAAUGAUUAGUAUGCUUCUCGUAAUCUGAUGCAACGCUCUACAUUUUGGCAACCUACAAUUUAGCGAAGUGGAAAUGGAAUGCGUCUCGUGUUUUGGAAAUUUCUUCAAUAUCAUUCAGUACUAUACUUUGAAUGGUAGUUUGUUUUGAUUAUGGCUGGUUUGGCGAUGCACCUUUUUUACGUUCACUGAUCGGAUUGUUUUUCUUGUAAUAGUCCUGUGAUAAAGUUGUUGUUUAUUAAGAUGUGCAAUAAGUAUUUUUAAGAACCCUUGCAUCAGUGUAUUAACCCUUUUACACCUUAGUAUCAGUAUUCAUAUUCUCCAUAGUCUCUCUAACAGUCAAAGAACCUUAGGUUGGCGAUCAUUUCUUGUAUUCUCUUGAUCUCAAUAAAUGAUUCGGCAGUAUUACUUUAAGGAGAAAUUAUAUGCCGAUCACUAUAGGUGUCAAGGGUUAAUCCAAUAGAAAUAUCUCUAUAUCUUUCGUUGGUUUUAAGUUUGACUGUUUGUUUUUACAGAAAAACAGGCAACUCUCUUCUUGACUGAAGUCUGCAAUGCGCAAUUCUCGUCUCGUUAGAGAAGAUAUUAGUUCUGCAUUUUAACAUCUCAUUCAGAAGCUACACCUUUGGCUUAAUUUCUUGGUAUAUCUGGAGAAACUCUAAAAAAAAUGUUGUUGCGUAAGGAUAAAAGGCAGAUCUUGUAAACUUGAUUGCAAAGAAGUCGUUUGUAAGAAAAUUUUAUGCUUUAACGCGAGUAACUUAAGCUUGGCAUUGUGAAUUAUAUUUCAAGUUAUGUUCAUGAAAUUGUAUACAUAAAGAAACGGGUUAUUUUUGAUAAUGUGUCCUGCUCAUAUUUCACA
Messenger RNA from Pocillopora verrucosa, 3290 nucleotides. NCBI's taxonomy places the organism in Eukaryota, Metazoa, Cnidaria, Anthozoa, Scleractinia, Pocilloporidae. The record is from RefSeq and is a predicted model, not a curated record.